AUGCAGCGUGGUUCGGGUUCUCGUUCACUGCAUCCUUCUCCGCAGCAGAAAGGAACGACUGCCGCCACCAGCGACGACGUCCACGCGCAUCUGCUAUCAAACGCGGCACCUAUCAGCCACGACGACAACUCAGCCAGCAGCAGCAGCAACAAGAAUAGAAUGUCGGCCCCUCGCGCUUCCGCUGCCGAGCCCGGCUACGGCACCGUCAAGCAGGGCGACGUCGAGCGUGCAAAGCCGUCCUCGGACGAGGAUAUUCGCGAGCUUCAAGAUGACGGCCCCGCGUCCGAGACGAGCUCCGUCCACGUGCAGGAUGGUGUCAAGCGCGUCGAGGCCAUCACCAUGGUGUGGUCCAAGAAUACCAUGAUUGUCAUGUUUAUUCUUCUCUAUCUCGUCAGCUUCGUCGACACCCUGCUCCAGAGCGUCCAGGGCGCGCUCACCCCGUACGUCACCUCCAACUUCAAGGUGCACGGCCUGCUCGGCGUUACCGACAUCCUCGCCUUCAUCCUCGGCGGCGUCUGCAACCUGGCCAUUGCCAAGGUCAUCGACAUCUGGGGCCGCGCAGAGGGCUUUGCCGUCAUGAUCGUCUUCAUCAUCGUCGGCAUGAUCAUGAAGGCUGCCUGCAUCAACGUCGAGAUGUUCGCCGCCGCCAACACCAUCUACUGGGUCGGCCACAUCGGCAUGCAGUACUGCAUCCAGAUCAUCUACGCCGACAUGACCACCAUGCGCAACAGGAUGCUGCUCUUUGGUCUGCUGCAGCUCCCCACCAUCGCGGCGACGUUUGGCGGACCCCAGAUCGCGCAGCUCUUCUACGAGCACUCCAACUUUCGCUGGGCGUUUGGCGCCUUCACCAUCAUCAUGCCCGUCUUUGCGGCGCCUGUGAUGGUCGUCUUCUGGUGGAGUCAGCGCAAGGCCAGGCGCGAGGGCAAGUUACCGGAGCGUGUCAAGACGCGUACAGCCUUGGAGUCGAUCAAGUACUACGCCAUUGAGUUUGAUGUUGUUGGCAUGUUCCUUACCAUCUUUGGCUGGGUCCUGCUGCUUCUCCCCUUCAGCCUGGUCAACUACGCUCCUCAGGGCUGGAAGUCUGGCUACAUCAUCGCCAUGAUUGUCGUCGGUGUUGUUCUGCUCGCCGCGUUUGUCUUCUGGGAGAAGUACUUUGCUACCGUCCAUUACUUUCCCUUCAAGCACCUCAAGGACAGGAGCAUUCUUGGUGCCUGUCUGCUCUACGGCAUCAUGUUCCUUUCCAUCUUCACCUGGGACACUUACUACUACUCCUACCUUCAGGUUGUCAACAACCUUAGCAUCUCCAACGCCAGCUACGUUCUCAACGCCUUCUCGCUCAUGGGAGCCAUCACUGGUCCCCUGACCGGAGUCCUCAUCCGAUACCACGGGUACUACAAGUGGCCGUCCAUCGCCAUGACGCCCUUUGCCGUGCUCGGCACCGCGCUCCUCGUCUACUUCCGCACCCCCUCCUCGCACGUCGGCUACCUCGUCAUGUGCCAGCUCUUCAACGGCAUCUACAGCGGCGUCUGGGCCGCCACCUCGCAGCUCAGCGUCAUGGCCAACGUCACCCACCAGGAGACGGCCGUCGCCAUCGCCCUCUACAGCCUGUUCGGCUCCAUUGGCGCUGCCAUCGGCCAGGCCAUCGCCGGCGGCCUCUGGACCAACAUCCUGCCCAAGCAGCUCUACCAGAACCUGCCCGACGAGCUCAAGGCUAACGCCACCGACAUCUACGCCGACCUCACGGUCCAGCUCAGCUUCCCGCUCGGUAGCCCGGCCCGCGACGCCAUCAUCCUCUCCUACGGCCACGUCCAGAGACUCAUGGUCAUUGUUGGAUGCUGCUUCCUGCCGCUCUGCCUGGCCUGCCUGUUCAUGUGGAAGAACCUGAACGUGAAGGACAUGGAGUCCAAGGAGCGCCGCAAGAAGGGCAACGUCUUUUAA
Messenger RNA from Cordyceps fumosorosea ARSEF 2679, 1938 nucleotides. RefSeq names its product siderophore iron transporter mirB. The record is from RefSeq and is a predicted model, not a curated record. The coding region runs from base 1 to 1938 and encodes 645 amino acids. The transcript has 4 exons. Gene Ontology annotation, biological process: transmembrane transport. Lineage: Eukaryota; Fungi; Ascomycota; Sordariomycetes; Hypocreales; Cordycipitaceae. Gene Ontology annotation, molecular function: transmembrane transporter activity.